Pimephales promelas (fathead minnow) is the source of this 1512-nucleotide messenger RNA. Its product is annotated as olfactory receptor 52D1-like. NCBI's taxonomy places the organism in Eukaryota, Metazoa, Chordata, Actinopteri, Cypriniformes, Leuciscidae. Gene Ontology annotation, cellular component: plasma membrane. Gene Ontology annotation, biological process: G protein-coupled receptor signaling pathway. Gene Ontology annotation, molecular function: G protein-coupled receptor activity; olfactory receptor activity. The record is from RefSeq and is a predicted model, not a curated record.
AUGGGUGACCAAUCAAACAACAACUCUUUUACUAGUUUCCAGUUAAUCGGGUUCACAGACCUUAAAGGGUACCGGCCUCUACUCUUCAUUCCUUUUUGCAUAAUCAUAAUCUAUACAUCAUUUGCUAAUGCCAUUUUGAUUAUUGUCAUUUCAAAACAUAGAAAAUUGCAUGCUCCCAUGUAUAUUUUAAUUGGACUGAUUGCAGCUUUGGGAUUUUGUGUGCCCAUUUACUUUAUUCCAAGGAUGUUGGUCGGUUUUUUGUUGGACUGGAAUACAAUUACACGACAUGAAUGCCUAAUACAAAUGUUUUGUUUGCAUUUUUCUGGUUGUUUUCAGUCCACCAUAUUGCUUGGGAUGGCUGUGGACCGAUUUUUUGCUAUUAUUUAUCCUUUACGUUACAAUGAUUUUGUAAAUUUGACAAACUCACUUAUUUUCUCCGCAGUUCUUAGCAUUCGGAACGCACUUGCCAUUAUUGUCAUGGUUGGUCUAGUUGUGCCACUUACUUUUUGUAGAACAGAUUUGAUUUACCACAGUUUCUGUGAGCAUACAUCUGUUGUCAAUCUAGCUUGCAAUGAUAUUACUAAAAACUAUUUAGCUCUUACAGUAGCUUUUGGUAUAACAUCGGCUGAUUGUUUUGUGAUAUUUUGCUCUUAUGUCAUCAUUUUUGUAGUUAUAUUUCGCUCUCCUUCUGGUGAAUCCCGCCACAAAGCCAUCCAUACAUGCACUACACACAUAAUGACCAUAGUAAUAGCCUAUAUUAGUGUUACUGCUGCAUUUGUUGGGUACAGAGUACCUACAAUACCCCGAGAUAUCCGUGUCUUAACUAGCGUAAUGUAUCACCUUGUUCCUGCAAUAUGUAACCCUAUUAUUUAUGGUCUCAGAACCACAGAAAUUAGAACUCAAAUUGUGAAUCUUUUUAAAUUGAAUAAAGUUACUUCAUAUUGAUUGUCAAAUACGCUCCAUGUAAGAUAUUUAUAAUAUAAUAUAUUUGCUAAAUUGUCUAUUGGAAAUUUCCAACCAAAUUCUUUUAAAAAAAAAUUUCUAGUUUGUUGUUUACCAUAUUGUCACGUUUUAAGUGUGUUUUCAUUCAUGUCUGUAUUUCUUGUCUUGUGUUUUGCUGUCAGUGCACCGAUUCUGGUUCUGUCAUCCUCAGGUUCCAUUGCCUGUUUGUCACCAUAGUUACAUAUUGAUUAGUGUUUGAGUUCAGCUGCCUCAGUUAAUAAGUCUUGUUUGUCCCUCUGUUUGCAAUGUACUUAAGCCCUGUGUGUCUUUCUGUUCAGGGUUCUACAUUUUGACUAUGUUGGUUGUUAAGUCCUUAUUGCAGAGAAUCUCCAGUGUUUUGUAAAAUUUUGUGUUUGUUGGAUAAGUUUAAUAAGGAGAAGGCAUUGCAUCUGGGUACUGACAACUUCAUUUGUACUGCAACCAAUGUUUUGUGACACAUACAUGUAUGUGCCUGAGUUCAUUCUACUCACAACUUGCUCUGUAUUGGUAUUAAGACUGCUGCUAGUUCCA